ACAUACUGUACUAUCUCCCUCUGUUCUGCCAAGGGCUUUCACUGGCUUGCAUGGACCAUCAGCAGCGACCAAUCUGAGCAAAGAAAAACCAAAGGGGGGAAAACUGCGGUAGCUCUGCUAUGAAAAACAGACCGCAAACAAACUAAGCAAGCAAACCAACCCCUGUCCUCUAGAGAAAGCGGGGAGGAGAAAACCAAAGGCGGCUGUGUAGUUAAAAAAAGAGCUUGCAGCUGCACCUGUGAACCCCUUAAAGUAUCUGCGUGGAUUUGUGCCCUAGGAAAGAGAAGGACUCCCAGGAGGAAGAGCUGGAAAUCGCGGUGAGCAGAAGGAGGCAAAUAAACCUACCGCCCCCUCCAAGAAACUGGUGUGUGUGAGAGAGAGAGAGAGAGGAGGGGAGAUUGAGGGAAUGAAGCUGGAAGAUCCAGAGACUCAGAGAAAAAAAGUUGCUGCGAAGAGGGACUUUGCAGUGUAGAAACUGAGCUCGGCUCCGCGAUGGGAUUUCUAGUUUCUAAAGAGAACCUUCUCCUCUUCCUUUGCGCGAACGUCUUCCCUGUGUGCAGCCAUGUGGAAACCCGAGCCCACGCAGAGGAGAGACUCCUGAAGAAACUCUUCUCUGGCUAUAACAAGUGGUCCCGACCUGUAGCCAACAUUUCGGACGUGGUUCUCGUCCAUUUCGGAUUGUCCAUCGCGCAGCUCAUUGACGUGGAUGAGAAGAAUCAAAUGAUGACCACGAACAUGUGGGUGAAGCAGGAGUGGUAUGACUACAAGUUGCGCUGGGAUCCUCUGGAAUACGAGAACGUUACAUCCAUCCGCAUCCCUUCAGAACUCAUUUGGAGGCCGGAUAUUGUUCUCUACAACAAUGCAGAUGGGGACUUUGCAGUCACCCACCUGACCAAAGCCCACCUUUUUUAUGAUGGAAGAAUCAAGUGGAUGCCCCCUGCUAUCUACAAAAGCUCCUGUAGCAUUGAUGUCACCUUCUUCCCCUUUGACCAGCAAAACUGCACCAUGAAGUUUGGCUCCUGGACCUAUGACAAAGCCAAGAUAGACUUAGUGAGCAUGCACAGCCAUGUGGACCAAUUGGACUACUGGGAGAGUGGAGAAUGGGUCAUCAUCGAUGCCGUGGGCAAUUACAAUAUCAAGAAAUAUGAGUGCUGUGCAGAGAUCUACCCUGAUAUCACCUACUUCUUUAUUAUCAGGAGGCUGCCCUUGUUCUACACAAUUAAUCUGAUCAUCCCCUGCCUCCUUAUCUCCUUCCUGACUGUCUUAGUCUUCUAUCUGCCUUCGGAGUGCGGUGAGAAGAUCACCCUUUGUAUCUCAGUGCUGCUGUCACUGACCGUGUUCCUGCUGCUCAUUACGGAGAUCAUCCCUUCCACCUCCUUGGUCAUCCCCUUGAUUGGAGAGUAUCUGCUUUUCACCAUGAUAUUUGUCACCUUGUCCAUCAUCAUCACUGUCUUUGUGCUCAACGUGCACCACCGCUCCCCCCGGACCCACACCAUGCCCGACUGGGUGAAGCGGAUCUUUCUCGACGUUGUCCCACGCCUCCUCUUCAUGCAACGGCCCUCGGUGGUGAAGGACAAUUGCAAGAAGCUGAUUGAGUCCAUGCACAAAAUAGCCUCCUCUCCACAGCUUUGGUCCGAGACUGAAGUGGAGCCUAAGUUUACUACCUCCUCUUCAAACAGCCCUCCGAGCAAAGAACCAUCACCCACCUCUUCCUUCUGUGCCCAUCUUGAGGAGCAAGUCAAACCCCAGACUGUCGGCAAGUCACCUUCUCUCCAGUACUCUGUGCUACACCAAGAGCCAGCACAGGCUAGCUGCUCCUCCCUGCAGCCCCCCUGCCAUCCGCUGAGUGACACCCAGUCCACAUCCAUCUCCAAGAGCAGAUCAUUAAGUGUCCAGCAGAUGUACAGCCCAAAUAAAGUAGAGGAUGGGAGCAUCCGCUGCAGAUCCAGGAGCAUCCAGUACUGCUACCUGCAAGAGGAGUCCUCCCAGACCAACGGCCAGACCAGUGGCUCUCCGGCAGCUCAGCGGUACCGUCUAAAUGAGAAGCAGCCCCAAAGCAAAGCCUCCCAGUGUAAAUGCAAGUGUAAAAAGCAUGUGGCAACCAGCUCUUCGGAGCAAGGAACCAAAACUCUCAGCACCAAAGAGCCACACGUUUUGCUGAUGUCCCCUGCCUUGAAGCUGGCAGUGGAGGGGGUCCAUUACAUCGCAGACCACUUGAGAGCCGAGGAUGCGGAUUUCUCAGUGAAGGAAGACUGGAAGUACGUUGCAAUGGUGAUCGACAGAAUCUUCCUUUGGAUGUUCAUCAUAGUCUGCUUACUGGGCACCGUUGGUCUCUUCCUUCCCCCUUGGCUGGCAGGGAUGAUCUAAGAAUAGCUGUGGAAAGAACAAAGUGCAUCCCAUUCUAUGGAUUUUAGUCCACCUGGAAGGAGACAAGAGGAUAAAGCUGGAGACAGUCUCUAUGAAUAAUUUACUAUGUAUCUGCGCAUGAAUUGUUCAGAGCGCGCUGGGGACACCUUCCAAGUUUACAUUAUUUGCCAAGCCAUCCUCAUCUUCUAUAUCUAUUUUAAGGGGGAAAUUAUUAUUAAAAUUUAUACAUAGCAUGAUGGCAUUCGUUGACAUACGCUACAAUGUAAGAAUGCAGGCAUGGUCCCUAAAGCAGUACUAACCGAAGCAUUAUUUACAGACCUGCCCCUGGCAAGUUAGGCCCAUUAGUCUUGAGGGGUUUCAGUGUGUCCCACGUAGUAGGGUUGCGCCAUCAGGAUGGAACGGUCCAGGACUGUGUGUCCCUGUAAGAGCCGUUUAAUAAAUAAAGUUUCAAAUUUGGA
Chrysemys picta bellii (western painted turtle) is the source of this 2825-nucleotide messenger RNA. RefSeq names its product cholinergic receptor nicotinic alpha 4 subunit (gene CHRNA4). Gene Ontology annotation, biological process: nervous system process; regulation of membrane potential; synaptic transmission, cholinergic. The record is from RefSeq and is a predicted model, not a curated record. Gene Ontology annotation, cellular component: plasma membrane; postsynaptic membrane; neuron projection. NCBI's taxonomy places the organism in Eukaryota, Metazoa, Chordata, Testudines, Emydidae. Gene Ontology annotation, molecular function: acetylcholine-gated monoatomic cation-selective channel activity; acetylcholine receptor activity.